Molecule: messenger RNA, 2274 nt
Organism: Wickerhamiella sorbophila
Lineage: Eukaryota; Fungi; Ascomycota; Dipodascomycetes; Dipodascales; Trichomonascaceae
Product: 3-isopropylmalate dehydratase
Exons: 1
Coding region: 1-2274 (757 amino acids)
Biological process (GO): L-leucine biosynthetic process
Cellular component (GO): 3-isopropylmalate dehydratase complex
Molecular function (GO): 3-isopropylmalate dehydratase activity; 4 iron, 4 sulfur cluster binding
Source: RefSeq, a predicted model, not a curated record
AUGGGAAAAACACUCUACGACAAGGUCUUCGAGGACCACAUCGUUUCCAAAGAAGACGAAAAGAACUAUAUCAUUUACAUUGACCGCCAUCUUGUUCACGAGGUCACUUCGCCCCAAGCUUUUGAGGGUCUGAAAAAUACCGGGCGCAAGGUGCGCCGAGUCGACUGCACUCUGGCUACCGUCGAUCACAAUAUUCCCACCACUUCCCGGCGCACAUUCAAGAACAGUGACACCUUUAUCAAAGAGGACGAUUCCAGAACCCAGGUUUUGACUCUCGAGGCUAAUGUGCGCGAUUUUGGUGUGCGGUUCUUUGGCAUGACCGACGCCCGUCAGGGCAUCGUCCACGUUGUUGGUCCCGAGCAGGGAUUCACACUGCCGGGAACCACCGUCGUUUGUGGCGACUCUCACACUUCUACACACGGUGCUUUUGGUGCCCUUGCUUUCGGUAUCGGUACGUCCGAGGUCGAGCACGUUCUUGCUACUCAGACUUUGAUGCAAACAAAAUCCAAAAAUAUGCGUGUCCAGGUAAACGGUAAGCUUCACGAGGGGAUCACCUCAAAGGAUCUUGUUUUGCACAUCAUCAGCGUUAUUGGUACUGCGGGCGGUACAGGCUGCGUUAUCGAGUUUGCUGGUGAGGCAAUCCGGGAGCUCUCAAUGGAAGCCCGCAUGUCCAUGUGCAACAUGUCUAUUGAGGGUGGUGCCCGUGCUGGUAUGAUUGCUCCUGACGACAUUACCUUUGAGUAUAUCAAGGGCCGUCCUCUUGCUCCCAAAGGUGCCGAAUGGGACAAGGCUGUUAGUUAUUGGAAGUCUUUGCACUCCGACCAGGAUGCUGUUUUCGACAUUGAUGUUCAGAUCAAGGCGGAGGAUAUUAUCCCUACUGUUACCUGGGGUACUUCUCCUCAGGAUGCUUUGCCUAUUACUGGGGCUGUGCCUGAUCCUGCUAAAGAGACUGAUGAGCACAAGCGUGCCAACAUUAAACGUGCCCUUGAAUAUAUGGGACUGGAGCCCAACGUCCCACUUGCUGAUAUCAAGGUUGACAAGGUCUUCAUUGGCUCCUGUACCAACUCCCGUAUUGAGGAUCUUCGCGCAGCUGCUGCCAUCGUGAAGGGCAACAAAAAGGCCGACAAUGUUAUUCGUGCCAUGGUAGUUCCUGGCUCUGGUCUCGUCAAACGCCAAGCUGAACGUGAGGGUCUUGAUAAGGUCUUUGAGGCUGCUGGUUUCGAAUGGCGUGAAGCUGGCUGCUCCAUGUGUCUUGGUAUGAAUCCUGAUAUUCUCUCUCCUCAUGAGCGCUGUGCCUCUACUUCUAACCGUAAUUUCGAAGGACGCCAGGGCCCUCAGGGCCGUACUCAUCUGAUGUCUCCUGCCAUGGCUGCCGCUGCAGGUAUCACUGGCCGUCUGACCGAUGUCCGUGAAUUUGGUGACCGCCUCAAGACCACCGCCGUUUCUCUUGAGUCCAAACCUACUUCCAGUGAUCCUGCUUCUUACCGUCUUGAAACUGAAGCUACUGCCGCGGAUAUUGAGAAGGAAGUUGAGGAGGGCGAAGAGGCCUCCAAAGGCGCCGAAGCCGCUGUAGAGGGUGCUGGUGGUAUUCCCAUCUUCAAGGUCGAGACUGGUGUUGCCGCGCCUCUUUCUAAGGCUAACAUUGAUACCGAUGCCAUCAUCCCCAAGCAGUUCCUUAAAACUAUCAAACGUACUGGUCUCUCCGUUGGUCUGUUCUAUGAGAUGCGCAAUGCUCCUGACGCCAACGGAAAGAUGCUGCCUACCGAUUUCUGUCUGAACGUUGAUCCCUGGAACAAGUCAAAGUUCCUGGUUGUCUCUGGUGACAACUUUGGCUGUGGAUCAUCUCGUGAGCAUGCUCCAUGGGCUCUUGCCGAUUUCGGUAUCCGUGCAGUCAUUGCUCCUUCAUUUGGUGACAUCUUCUACAACAACUCUCUUAAAAAUGGUCUUCUGCCCAUCGCUCUGCCUGCAGACACCAUCAUUGAGAAGCUUUCGCCAAUUGCUGAGGCUGGUGGCUCUUUCAGCAUUGACUUGCAGAAUCAGCGUAUCGUCGAUCUUGAUGGCAAAGUCCUGGUCGACCACUUUGAUAUCGAUCCUUUCCGCAAGGACUGUCUGAUUAAUGGCCUUGAUGAUAUUGGACUCACUAUGAAGAAAGAGAAGGAGAUUGCAGCAUAUGAAAAGACUCGUAGCGUCAAGUUCUCGUUCCUCGAGUCCGAAGCUGACCAGCUUAUCCCCGUCAAACGUGCUGCCGUCAUGGUAGGAGGUGCCGACUGGUAA